AUGUUGCAGCGCUUGGGUCCGCCAUGGCGCGGGCUCCGCGGGCGCGGCUUUGCCGCGUCCAUGCGCGCAGUGCUGUGGCAUGGAGAUCCCGACCCGGCCAAGAUGAAGGUGGAAAGUAUCCAGAAACCUAGCCCAAAAAAGGGUGAGGUACUUGUUAAGGUGCGUGCAUGUGGAGUUUGCCACACAGAUCUCCAUUGCAUCAAGAAGCACUUGCCCUUUCCAUCCCCUGCGGUCUUCGGCCACGAAAUCAGUGGCACCGUGGUGGAGCAUGGCGAUGGAGUGAACACCAGCAGGCUACCUCUGGGAGGAAGAGUGGCCUGCACUUUCAUCAUGCCCUGUGGCUCAUGCUUUCACUGCAAGCGAGGUGAAGAGGAUACGUGUGCGCCCUUUUUCGCUUUGAAUCGCUUGAAGGGCCAGCUCUACGACGGAAGCACCCGUCUCUACGACGCGGAAACGGGGACCGAGCCCAUCGCGAUGUAUUCCUUCGCGGGGCUCGCGGAGUACGCCGUGGUGCCGGAGACGGCGGCGUUUCUGCUGCCGCCGCUGUUGGCGAAGAAGAACUUCGCAGAAUCUUCCUUGCUGGGCUGUGCUUUCUUCACAGCGAUGGGGGCCAUUCGCAACGCUGCGGAUCUUCGCGGUGGCCAGAGUUUGGUGAUCAUCGGUGCCGGGGGUGUUGGACAAGGUAUUGUCCAACUGGCGAAACAUUUGGGCGCUGGCCCCAUCAUCGCUGUGGACAUCAGUCCGAAGGCCUUAGACCUGGCGAAGAGUUUCGGCGCCGAUCAUUGCGUGGACGCCAGCAAGGAAGACGUGCUAGAACGGAUCGCAGCUGCUACCGAAGGAUACAAGGCGGAUGUGUGUAUCGAGGUGAUUGGCUCCAAGGCCACGUUUGAACAGGCGGUGAUGGCGGUGCGCGACGGCGGCCGCGCCUGCUACGUGGGCAUCGCCUCGGCCACCACCAGGGCGGAAGUACCGAUCACCCAUUUGGUGCGGCGGCGCAUCAGUUUGGUGGGUUCCUAUGGUGCGAGAGCUUCCAAAGACAUGCCCGAGUUGCUGCAGAUCGCUGCAGAUGGUGGCGUCGAUCUGAAAUCCGCGGUGACGCGGCGCUUCAGUAUGGAGGAGGCGGCGCAAGCCUAUAGUCUGUUGGAUCAGGGCCAGAUCGCUGGACGCGCUUUGAUUGACAUGGGCGAAUGA
Molecule: messenger RNA, 1191 nt
Organism: Cladocopium goreaui
Lineage: Eukaryota; Dinophyceae; Suessiales; Symbiodiniaceae
Source: the annotation of a GenBank genome assembly